Messenger RNA from Cladocopium goreaui, 984 nucleotides. The record is from the annotation of a GenBank genome assembly. Lineage: Eukaryota; Dinophyceae; Suessiales; Symbiodiniaceae.
AUGAUUUUUGGCGCGGCAGAGAUUCUGAUGAAGGUGGUGAAGGCCCAGAUCCACUUGUGGUUUGCUCCAAGAUUUCAAGUGCAUCGUGUCACAGGCCUCAUCUUCCUUCUCCAGUUCUUUGCCGCUUUCUAUUUAUACAUCUUUAACUAUGAGCACUACCUGAAAACUCCGCUAGUGUGGACCUUGGGGAUGACUGGCUUUUUGCAGAGCGUCACAGCGUCCUGUACCUUUACCUUCAUGCCCAACAUUGCGGAUCCAGGCUUCAUUGCCAUGUCAGACAAGGCUCCACUCAGUUACAAGUUCAUCGUGGAGAACAGUUUCUUUAGCAUGUUGCUGGCUUUCCAGUACUGCUACAUGGACAACAAGAUCUUCGAGAUGAUCAGGGCUGUUCCGCCGAUCGAGAUUUUGUUUGUGUUCCUGCCUUACUACAUUCGCCCGUUGUGGCCCACGACGCGAAUCCGCACGGCGCUGGAAAAUGCGAAAAACAAGUCGGAGAAGAACCGAUUCUUCUAUCACGCCUCCACAUACAUUGUGAAAGUGUUCUAUUCCUUUGCGAAGCACUACAUCGGCUUCUUUUUGAACUACAUCCGCUUUCUCGGGCGCAUCACCCCUGAAGACCAGAAGACCAUUCACGGGAUUUUGAUUACCUCAUCAUACAUGACGACCAUUGCGCUCUUUCUGCAUACCUUGAAAUUCAAGGGUUGGCUUGGUCCCCGAACAGCAACAGUGGCCUAUGAAGGGGCUUACUUGAUCACUGCCUGGUUUUACUGGCAAUUCCUCGGCACCAUUGCGGCUAAUUUGGACCUGGCUCUCCUGUGCUUUAUUGGCAUGGUCUUGAACUUCGCUCCCAAGGGUAUAUGGCAUGCUUAUCAGGCCUUUGUGUUGGCUUACUUAUGGCAUGCACGUGCAAGCGCGACCUCCAUGCCAGUAUCUACACUUCCACCGCUCCUCUCCUUGCCUGCCAUGAUCAUGGGGCAAGCAUGA